This is a messenger RNA of Apaloderma vittatum (bar-tailed trogon), 597 nucleotides long. Its product is annotated as tubulin polymerization-promoting protein family member 2-like. NCBI's taxonomy places the organism in Eukaryota, Metazoa, Chordata, Aves, Trogoniformes, Trogonidae. The record is from RefSeq and is a predicted model, not a curated record. Gene Ontology annotation, cellular component: microtubule. The transcript is spliced from 5 exons. Gene Ontology annotation, molecular function: calcium ion binding; tubulin binding. Gene Ontology annotation, biological process: microtubule bundle formation; positive regulation of protein polymerization; microtubule polymerization. The annotation marks the transcript as partial.
GGACCAGUAGCAAUGAGAGUUGCAAAACUGGCCAUCAAUCAGGGAAUGGAGGUUGACUUAAUAACAGGUUUAGCAAUUGAGGAAGCUUGUUACGCUCAGAGCAGUAAGGUGUCGGAGCUAGAAAACACUUUCCGUAAAUUCGCUGUAUACGGUGACACGGCUGCCAGUGGCAAUGACAUGAUGGAGAAAAACUUCUCCAAGUUGUGCAAGGAGUGUGGAGUGAUGGAUGGGAAAGCUGUGACCAGCACUGACAUUGACAUUGUAUUUAACAAAGUCAAGACCAAGGGUGCUCGCACCAUCACCUUUGCUGAGUUCCAGCAGGCCAUGAAGGAGAUGUGCACAGAGCAUUUCAAGGGCAAAUCGCAGCAGGAAGCACUGCAGGCUGUGUACGGCCUCAUCGAGGGGAAGGAGCCUGGCAGCAUGGGCACUACUAAAGCCACCAAGGUUGGUGGGGAUGACAGGCUGACGGACAUUAGCAAAUACACUGGCAGUCACAAAGUGCGUUUUGAUGAGAGUGCUGACAACCAGGAUCUGACAGACAACAGUGGCUACGUUGGAGCCUACAAAGGAGCUGGCACAUAUGACAAGACACACUAA